Episyrphus balteatus (marmalade hoverfly) is the source of this 2199-nucleotide messenger RNA. RefSeq lists its product as uncharacterized. Bases 788 to 1624 code for a protein of 278 amino acids. The record is from RefSeq and is a predicted model, not a curated record. Lineage: Eukaryota; Metazoa; Arthropoda; Insecta; Diptera; Syrphidae. The transcript is spliced from 4 exons.
UUUAUCUAGAACGUACGUGUUGGAAACAUUGGUCGUCCUCGUCAGCUUUUUUCGUCGUCUUGUUGUGCUUCGAUUAAUCGCAUUUUACUAUAGAACUCCUAUAAAACUCAUAUAGAACUUCUAUAGAACUCCUAUAAUAUCUCGUUCCGUAUUAAAUUAAAAUAAAAACAAAAAAAGUAUCUAGGAAAUAGAAGAAUUGUAUCUAACGUUGAUUAUUGGUUUGGUUGGUUUGGCCUAUUCGGUUCUUGUUAGUGGAAUAUUGGCAAGAAAAGGCGUAGUCAAUUCCCUUCUCGGGCGGUGUGGUGGAAGACUGAAAGCUGAAACCGAAAUUGAACCAAAGGAAAAAACCGUUUUAAAGAAGUAUCUCGUUAUCUGCAUCGUCGUCGUCAUCAUAAUCGUGGGGCUUUGAAAUAGCGGUCUUGUAGUAGGUACCAGAAAAUUCUGGGUUAACGUGAUUUUUUUUGCCAGUGUGUGACAUUGUCCACAACCAAAUUUAUAUGACUAGGAAGUGUUUAUUCGAGUGAAGUGAUAUCUCGUAGAUAUUGAUUACUGUUUCACCGCACAAUUGUUCCCAAGUCGGUGGAUUUAUUAAUUUAAAGUGUUCAUCUGUUUCUUUUAAAAAGUGUGGGCGCCAAGGGAUUUUUUAAUUUUAACUGCUCUCAAACACUUGAAAUAUAACUUCUUCGGGCAAUAUACCUUGUACCUAUAGUAUAAUUGUUUUACUUUAUUUUUAUUUUUCUUCGUUUUAAAAGUUGAGUGUGAGAAAUAAAGAACAAAACGCAACACAAUGCAUUUCCUGAGGAUGUAUCUUAUGAGCUUAUUCUACGUUGUAUCGACCAACGUAUUCGCUUAUGGAUUAACCAACGAUAACGGCAGUAAAACAAGUUUAUUACCAUCUUCUCCUGGAAACGAUCAACCCAAAGCGACGUCUUCAGCCUACCUUAGGCCAUCAGCUACUCUACCAAGGAAGACCAUAAAAUCGGAUAAAAGUCCACACAUACUGAAUAAGAAAUUACUUAACAAAUUAGGCCUAGCUAAGGUUCGCGCCCCAAACAGCCACAACCGGAAACGUCUGGCCGUCGAGUCACGCCGUCACGCUUCGCCCGAUGAUUCACACAUGUUCAUCAUUAAGCUGCCACCAAACCUAUACUAUUACACAGGCCCAAAAGCAUCAGGAGGUAGUAAUUCUGCUGGCAGCACCUCCACUGCCGCAAAGAACAACGCUCUGGAUCAGGGUAACGGGAAAAAGGUUUCAUUUAAUUUCAACUCGAAUGGCAAACCCAGUCAUAUUUACCAUUGGAAUUUACCUGUCCUCAAGAAAAUACUCUCGAAUGAAUCAAGAUUUCCUACGUUACGUUCCAACGAUGACUUGAUCGACAUUAAAAACACUCCAACUUGGUCUAAACCAUGGGAGAACGAGACAAUUGAAAAGUCCUUUGGCAAAUCCAAUAUGGCAGAAAAGAAGUCACUGAAAAGAAAAUCUCCAUCCUACUAUGCACCGGCAAAUUCAGUCAACAAAAACAGUUUCAACAAGUACUUUGCAGGGAAUGGCAAACCGAAGGGAUUCUACGUUAUCAAGAAGAAUCAUAAAAAGGCGACAUACUUCAGGAAUAUAACUCCUUGAAGGUCAGACGACUAAUAAUGAAAAAAAAAAAAAUAUUAUACGACAUCGUUACUUUAUUGUACUUGCCUACUCAACAAAUACAAACUAUACAAGAACACACAAAUCUUAAAAAAAAAAAAAAAACUUGAAUGAGAAUCAUUUUUUUUGUACUUUUAUACAAGUUAUCAUCUUAAUGAUCAUCAUCAUCGUCUCAUAAUAAUUAUCAAGAACAACGUGGUAGGCAGCUUUUAUGAGUAGAUGAUUAAAAUAAUAAAAAUUAGACUUUAGUGAAGUAGCAGAUUAUAAUUUAUUUUAUAUAUUUUUUUUUAUAGAUAAUAGGUUGUUUGGUUGAUGAUUUUAUAUGAAUUUUAUAUUUGAAAUGGUACGCAAUUUGGAUUAUUUCAAUUUUGAAUUAAGGCAUGAAUAAAGAAUAAUAAAAAGAAAUAGCAUCGAAGUAAUACAUAAUUUUUAUAUAAUGUAAGUUAAAGAUUUGUUUUAUUUGUUAAUUGUAUUUAAUUGUACGUCCAUAUAUAAAAAUACUUAUGUAAGCACACACACUGACUGAUAAAUACAUUUAUACCUUUAAAUUUUGCAAU